UGUCUGUGGAACACAAACUUCCUCCAUGUAGAUCACAAUGCAAUUCCUGUGGUCAGCUGGUUGAGUAGGAGCCAAUUUUAGAGCAAGACUGCGCUCCCAUUAGGUAGUAACUCCAGGAUGUUCCUAGUUGCUGUUUAAUCAUUUCAUUUGGAAGGUAAAACUAACAUUGUACAGUACACAUGUACAAUGUUAACAUGAUGUCACUUCCUGUUUCCGUGCUUCCUGUCAGCCGGCAUGGAUUGUAUUAAGUUUAUACUGUUUGUAUGUUCCCUAUUAUGUCUACUGAAGUAAGGCAUUCUCACUUCCAUUCCCAAAGAACAUAUUACAAGGACUCUUAUUAUAAACCUAUACAUACAGUAAUUAGACUUUGGAGCUCUAGUACAUUCGGAGGACUGGUGGUGGAGCACUGAGAACCUAUCGGUGGAAAAUUAUCUCCAAUAUGGACAUUUGAUCCAGGACGGUGAUUCUGGAGUCCAACAUUUCAAGUGUUCUUUGAAACACAAUGCUGCUUUCCAUCAGUGAUCCACCAAGGAUGGUCGAGGGCAGAAACCUCAUGGCUGCAAGGAUAUUAGACCUCACCCUGGAGAUCAUCUACUUGCUAACAGGAGAGGAUUACACAGUAGUGAAAAAGUCGUCUGGUGAGUGUGUGACACCCCAUGUGUCAGGAGAAUGGAGCAGGACCCCAGGAGCCAUCACAAAGACUCCACCUCAUUCACUGAUACAUGAGCAGAAGAUCCUAGAACUUACCAACAGGAUCACUGAGCUGCUGACCGGAGAGGUUCCUAUAAGGUGUCAGGAUGUCACUGUCUAUUUCUCCAUGGAGGAGUGGGAGUAUUUAGAAGGACACAAGGAUCUGUACAAGCAUGUCCUGAUUAAGGAUCACCAGCCCCUCACAUCACCAGAUGAGUCCAGUAAGAGAAAUCCACCAGAGAGAUGUCCUAGUCCUCUAUAUUCACAGGACUGUCCUGAGGAAAAGCAAAAUGUUCCACUGGAUCAUCAGAAAAGUUAUGGUGGAACAACGAGUGGACCUGAAAACCCUGUGUCCAAGUCAGUGAAUGAUGAAGACCGUAUAAGGGGCUCGGACUCGCAUCUGUUAUCUCCUGCUUUUACUGUAGAAGAUAAUCAAUUACAGAUUGACAAAAGUAGAAUUGUACAUAGACAGGGUAAAAUAUUUGCAUGUUCUGAAUGUGGGGAGCAAUUUAGAAAGAAACAUGAUCUUUCCAAGCAUGAGAGAAUUCACAAAAAUGAAAAGUCAUUUUCAUGUUCAGAAUGUGGAAAAAAUUUUAGUCGGAAAUCAGUUCUUGUGAGACAUCAGAGUAGUCAUACAGGAGAGAGGCCAUUUUCAUGUUCAGAAUGUGGGAAAUGUUUUCUUCAGAAAUCACAUCUUGAUGGACAUCAAAGAAGUCAUGCUGGAGAGAGGCCAUUUUCAUGUUCAGAAUGUGGGAAAUGUUUUGGUCGGAAGUCGCAUCUUGAGACACAUCAGAGAAGUCACUCAGGAGAAAAGCCGUUUUCAUGUCCAGAAUGUGGGAAAUAUUUUAACCAGAAACCAGGACUUGUGAGACAUCAAAGAAUUCACACAGGAGAGAAGCCAUACUCCUGUUCAGAAUGCGGGAAAACUUUUAACCAGAAGUCAGAACUUGUGAAACAUAGAAGAACGCAUACAGGAGAGAAACCAUACUCCUGUUUAGAAUGUGGGAAAUGUUUUAGAAAUAAAACAAAUCUUGUUCUUCAUCUGAGAUCUCACACAGGAGAGAAGCCAUACUCGUGUUCAGAAUGUGGGAACUGUUUUAUUAAUAAAACAAAUCUUGAUCUUCAUCUGAGAUCUCAUACAGGAAAUAAGCCAUUUACCUGUUCAGAAUGUGGGAAAUGUUUUAACCAUAAAUCUUCACUAAUGGUACAUCUAAGAAUUCACACAGGAGAGAAGCCAUAUUCAUGUGCAGUAUGUGGGAACCAUUUUCGCCAGAGAUCACAACUUGUGGAACAUCAGAAAACUCACACAGGAGAGAAGCCAUAUUCAUGUUCAGAAUGUGGAAAGUGUUUUGGUCACAAAUCAACUCUUGUGAAACAUUUAAGAAUUCACACAGGGAAGAAGCCAUUUUCAUGUGCAGUAUGUGGGAAAUGUUUUAGUCAGAAAGCACAUCUUAAGAGACAUCAGAAAAGUCACACAAGAGAGAAGCCAUUUUUUAAAGUUCAGAAUGUGGGGAGUGUUUUAGUCACAAAUCGGCUCUUGUGAGACAUCAAAAAAUUCACACAGGGAAGAAGCCAUUAUCAUGUGCAGUCUAUGGGCAGUGUUUUGGCCAGAAAAUUGUUUCUUGCAUCACAUCAAAUAACUCACUCUGAGGAGAAUGUAUAACUUAAAGGUGUUGUCCAGCAUUAGAAGAUCAAAGCUGCCUUCUUCUAAAAACAAUGCCACGUCUGUCCAACAGGUUGUAUGUCAUUUAGCAAUUCUACUGUAUUUAAUUUGAUAAAGCCAAGUUGAUGUACCAGCCACCACUCAUAGACAGGUGGGGCACUAUUUUCUAAAUAAACCAUUCAGAU
Molecule: messenger RNA, 2538 nt
Organism: Bufo gargarizans (Asiatic toad)
Lineage: Eukaryota; Metazoa; Chordata; Amphibia; Anura; Bufonidae
Product: zinc finger protein OZF-like
Exons: 7
Coding region: 503-2233 (576 amino acids)
Biological process (GO): regulation of transcription by RNA polymerase II
Molecular function (GO): RNA polymerase II cis-regulatory region sequence-specific DNA binding; DNA-binding transcription factor activity
Source: RefSeq, a predicted model, not a curated record